GUCCGUGUGCGCGCGCGCGCGCGCGUGUGUGUGUGUGUAUCGCUCCCUCCCUCUCUCUUUUUUCCCCUCUCUCCCUCUCUCCUCCUCCUCCUCGUGCACUCUCCAGCCCCUCUCUCUCCCUCUCUCUCUCUCUCUCUCUCUCUCUCGCUCGCUCGAUCCGCCGCUCACUUCUGUCUCAAUAUGUCUCAAGAUGGCGGCCAAUGUGGGAUCGAUGUUUCAAUAUUGGAAGCGCUUUGAUUUACAGCAGCUGCAGAGGGAGCUUGAUGCCACAGCGACAGUUUUGGCUAACCGACAAGAUGAAAGUGAACAAUCAAGAAAGAAACUUAUUGAACAAAGCCGCGAGUUCAAGAAAAACACUCCAGAGGACCUGCGCAAACAGGUAGCUCCACUACUGAAGAGUUUCCAGGGAGAGAUUGAUGCAUUGGGCAAACGAAGCAAAGAAGCAGAGGCGGCGUUCCUGAAUGUCUACAAGAGAUUAAUUGAUGUUCCAGAUCCUGUUCCAGCCCUGGAUCUGGGGCAGCAACUCCAGCUAAAAGUCCAGCGCAUGCACGAUAUUGAAACAGAGAACCAGAAACUGAGGGAGACGCUCGAGGAAUACAACAAAGAAUUUGCUGAAGUGAAAAAUCAAGAGGUGACAAUAAAAGCACUUAAAGAGAAAAUUCGGGAAUAUGAGCAGACCCUGAAGAACCAAGCAGAGACCAUCGCUCUCGAGAAAGAACAAAAGUUGCAAAAUGACUUUGCCGAGAAAGAAAGGAUGUUGCAAGAGACGCAGAUGUCGACGGCCUCAAAGCUGGAGGAGGCCGAACACAAGGUGCAGGCCUUGCAAACAGCCUUGGAAAAGACGCGGACGGAAUUAUUUGACCUGAAGACAAAAUACGACGAGGAGACGACGGCAAAGUCGGAUGAAAUUGAGAUGAUUAUGACGGACCUUGAAAGAGCAAAUCAGAGGGCAGAGGUAGCUCAAAGAGAAGCCGAGUCCUUGAAGGAGCAACUCUCGUCGGCUAACAAAUCUCUCCAGCUGGCCACCCAGAUCCAGAAAGCACCGGAUGUGGAGCAGGCCAUCGAGGUGCUGACCCGAUCCAGCUUGGAAGUCGAACUGGCCGCCAAAGAGCGUGAAAUCGCCCAGUUGGUGGAAGAUGUCCAGAGACUGCAAGGCAGCCUCACCAAGCUCCGGGAAAACUCCACCAGCCAGAUCUCCCAGUUGGAGCAGCAGCUGACCGCCAAGAACAGCUCGCUCAAGCAACUGGAAGAAAAGCUGAAGGUGCAAGCGGAUUAUGAUGAAGUGAAGAAAGAAUUAAACAUCUUGAAGUCUAUGGAGUUUGCACCCUCUGACGGCUCCAGCACGCAGGAUGCCGGAUCCAAACCCCUGGAGGUCCUGCUGCUGGAAAAGAACCGCCUGCUGCAGUCGGAGAACGCCACGCUGCGGAUCACAAACAGUGACCUGAGUGGGUCAGCCAGGAGAAAAGGGAAAGACCAGCCUGAGAGUCAGCGUCCUGCAACUUUGCCGGCCUCCCCUCCUCCUCCGUUGCCCCGCAAUGCAGGGGAUCAGGCCUCCAAUACUAAUGGUACACACCAGUUCUCACCAACGGGUUUAAGUCAAGACUUUUUCAGCUCGUCCGGCUUACCCCUGGCUUCUACGGGAAAAUUUGCACUAAACUCUCUUCUUCAGCGCCAGCUUAUGCAGUCCUUCUACUCCAAGGCCAUGCAAGAAGCAGGAAGCACAAGCAUGAUUUUUUCAGCAGGUCCCUACAGCACAAACUCCAUCUCUUCCCAAAGCCCCUUGCAACAAAGCCCCGACGUCAACGGCAUGGCGCCCUCGCCCAGCCAGUCCGAAAGCGCCGGCAGCGCCUCCGAGGGCGAGGAGAUCGACACGGCCGAAAUCGCCCGCCAGGUCAAAGAGCAGUUGAUCAAGCACAAUAUCGGGCAGCGGAUCUUUGGACACUACGUCUUGGGGCUGUCGCAGGGCUCCGUGAGCGAGAUCCUGGCGCGGCCCAAGCCGUGGAACAAGCUGACGGUGAGAGGCAAGGAGCCCUUCCAUAAGAUGAAGCAAUUCCUCUCGGACGAGCAGAACAUCUUGGCGUUGCGCAGCAUCCAAGGCCGGCAAAGAGAGAAUCCAGGCCAGAACCUGAACAGGCUAUUUCAGGAAGUACCGAAACGAAGAAAUGGGUCGGAAGGUAACAUCACUACAAGAAUCCGAGCGACAGAGGCGAGCUCUGAUGAAGCUAUCAAAUCCAUCCUAGAGCAAGCCAAAAGGGAGCUGCAAGUCCAGAAAACAGCUGAGCCGGCUCAGCCCCCUUCCACCUCAAGCAGUGGCGGCUCUGACGACGCCAUCCGCUCCAUUCUGCAGCAAGCCCGGCGAGAGAUGGAAGCCCAGCAGGCCGCCCUCGAACCCGCCUUAAAAGCCACCCCGCUAUCCCAAGCCGAAAUCUCCCUCUUGUCCCCCAAAUUGAUCCCCCAGCCUGCCAUUUCUUCGGUCGCCAGCUACUCCCCGCUGGCCAUAUCCCUGAAAAAGCACUCGUCGGUGGAGUCCAGCGUCUCUUCCCUGCAGACUCUCCCCGUUCUAAAGAAAGAGGCCCCCGAGGCGCCCCUUCUAGACCUCCACGGGAUGUCCGAUUCGGCGCAAGGCGUGCUGAGGCACGUUAAAAAUGAACUGGGGCGCAGCGGGGUGUGGAAAGACCACUGGUGGAGCACCGUGCAGCCUGAGAGGCGGAACGCGGCUCCCCCGGAAGACCCCAAAGCGGAGGAAACCAGCAGCGCGAAGGAGAAGGCCAGCAGCCAGCCUCGUUCGGACCGUAGCAGCCAGCAGCUUCAAGGGCCCUCCUCUUCGGACUACUGGAAGGAGUGGCCCAACGCGGAGUCCCCCUAUUCCCAAAGUUCCGAACUGAGCGUGACGGGGGCGAGCCGCAGCGAGACGCCGCAAAACAGCCCCCUCCCUUCCUCCCCCAUCGUCCCUUUAUCAAAGCCAUCGAAACCUUCCGUUCCGCCGCUGACCCCCGAGCAGUACGAGAUUUACAUGUACCAGGAAGUGGAUACGAUCGACCUCACCCGGCAGGUCAAAGAGAAGCUCGCAAAGAAUGGCAUCUGCCAAAGGAUAUUUGGGGAAAAGGUCCUUGGUCUCUCCCAGGGGAGCGUCAGCGACAUGCUGUCCCGGCCAAAGCCAUGGAGCAAGUUGACGCAGAAAGGCCGCGAGCCGUUCAUCCGCAUGCAGCUGUGGCUCAACGGCGAACUGGGGCAGGGCGUCCUGCCGUCCCAAGGGCAGCCCCAGGGCCAAGUCCUUCAUUCUGUGUCAUCACUGCAAGACUCCCUUCCGCAGGGAUGUGCAAGCUCAGAAAGCACCCCAAAGACCUCUGCCAGCUGCAGUCCCGCUCCGGAGUCCCCCAUGAGUUCCAGCGAAUCCGUGAAGAGCUUGACAGAACUGGUCCAGCAGCCCUGUCCUGCCAUCGAGACGAGUAAGGAGGGCAAGCUACAGGACGGCAACGAGCCGUCUGCUUCCGAUUGCCAAUCCACAACGCCGCUGCCCCUCUCUGGCCAUUCAUCACUCAGCAUUCAAGAACUGGUGGCGAUGUCGCCAGAGCUGGAUACCUACGGCAUCACAAAGCGGGUCAAAGAGGUGCUCACGGACAACAACCUUGGUCAGCGCCUGUUUGGGGAGACGAUCCUGGGGCUGACGCAAGGCUCGGUCUCUGACCUCCUUGCUCGCCCCAAGCCCUGGCACAAGCUGAGCUUGAAGGGCCGGGAGCCCUUUGUCCGCAUGCAGCUCUGGCUCAAUGACCCCAACAACGUGGAAAAGCUGAUGGACAUGAAGCGCAUGGAGAAGAAAGCGUACAUGAAACGGCGGCACAGUUCAGUCAGCGACAGCCAGCCGUCGGAGUCCUCUUCCGUGGGAAUCGAUUACAGCCAGGGAGCCAGCCCGCAGCCCCAGCAUCAGCUGAAGAAACCCCGCGUCGUGCUGGCCCCGGAGGAGAAAGAGGCACUGAAACGGGCCUAUCAGCAAAAGCCAUACCCAUCACCAAAAACCAUUGAGGAACUUGCCACGCAGCUCAACUUGAAGACCAGCACCGUCAUCAAUUGGUUCCACAAUUAUAGAUCCCGCAUUCGUCGAGAGCUAUUCAUUGAAGAAAUCCAAGCCGGAGGUCAGAGUCAGGCCGGGUCAAGCGACUCCCCUUCAGCGCGAAGCAGCCGGGCGGUUCACAGCUCCGAAGGCGACAGUUGUGAUGGGGUGGAGACGGAGGGCCCACCCGACGCCAAGCAAGGCCGCCUGGAGGGCGACGAGUACAGCAAUGCAACCACAAAGUCUCAGGGAGGGAGGGCGUCGUCGGCUUUCGGAGCCGGGGAAGGGGCACUGCGAGACGCCGGACCGUCGGAGAAAACGGAGACAUUCCAGUUGGGAAUGGAAAGCCCGGAAGACACGGAUGACGAGGGCCGGCUCAAAGCGCCGCGUCCGGGUUCUCCGACGGGCGCUCCCCAUUCAGGAGAAACCCCGGAGACGACGCCAAACUGCGCUCCACACGAGGACGCCGCUACCUCAGCUGCCUCCACCUCAGUCCUUACAGGGCAGGGCUCCUGCAAGUCCACGGAGGGAAGCGUGGAGAGAAUUCCCAUUGUGCCAAGUACCAGUUCCACGCCGGCCGCCGGCGCUCAGCGAACCAGCUCCCUCGAGAGUUUGUUCGGCUUUUCUGAGGCGGCCUGCUCCAAGAACGCGCGGGACAACACCUUGAGGAAAAAGAAGGCCGCGAAUUUGAACAGCAUAAUCCACCGCCUGGAGAAAGCCGCGAGUCGAGAGGAGCCGGUGGAAUGGGAGUUUUGAGAUUAAGCUCACCCAACUCUGACGGAGCUGGGGGUAGUUCAAACUUGGACCUUUGCUGUUCGGAAUGGUGUCCCUGCACUUACCGCCCUGCAGGCCACAGGGCAAAAAUGCCAUAGGCCAAGGUGCAUAUAGAGGACAAAGAGGAGCGUUUCAGCCCGGUUUUAUGUUUGUGUUUUCGAGGAAGAAAACUGAAAUGUGUAGUCCAGGUUUUUGUACCCCGAAGUGUUUCUAUUAAUUGCCCUAAAGUGAUUUCCACAGUUUCUGGGGAAGAAAAAAAAAACUCAUACAGCUUUUGCCUUGUGCCCCUCCUACUUGGUGUGGGCUUUAAAACAUAAAAUAUAUACAAACGAGAAGAAAAAAGAAAGAAAAUUAAACCCACAUAUUUAAAAGGGGGCUUUUUAUCCGCCAUCUAAUGGCUAAACAGAGCGAUAAUAAUACACUAUUAUCUUCUUUAACCAGGAAAACAAAAAGAGGAGAGGGGAGAGAUUUUUUUGAGAAAAAGAAAAGUUUUUUUGUAGCUGUUCUGUUGCCACUAAGAGAUUGCACAGUCCACCCGACUCUAAACACACUAGUUUGAAUUCCUAAAUAUUUUCAAGAAAAGAAUAUUGUUUGAAACUCGGGAUUUAAAAAACAAACAAAACCACAUUUACUCCACGUAUUUUUUAAGCAAACAAACAAACAAAAUGUCACAUCAGGAAAACUAUCUUAAUUUGUGGUAGCUGACUUCAGUGUUUUUUCUUGUAAAGUGGAAUAGAAAAUUGACUUGUAGUGCACAUUGUUUCAUAGCUUUAACCGAUUCUGGUCUCUUUAUGGGCUGGGAUUUGUUUAAUACACUCCAUUUUAGGCCAAAUCAGGACAGAAAAAAAAAAGAAGAAGAAAAAAAUAAUUCUGAAAUCUAGGUAUUUUAUAAUCUGCUUUUUAACCUCUAACCACAGAGCACGCGGUUCAGACCUCAUUUCUAGGAGGUUUGGGAGACAGCUUGGAAUGGAGGCGUACUUGAUCGGUUCAGCUUGAAUUGCGUUAUGCCAGCUUUGCAAACAAGUCCAUACAAGUUACUAGUCCUUAGCCCGCCUAAAUACACAUACAUUCGUGCCCUAUAAGAAAAGAACCACCACCCAUUUUCAAAUGGGGGGGGGGGGCAAACCUGAUCGCCUGGAAGCAGUCCUUAACUCGCCAUAGGCGAUCAGGUGGGUGGCGUAAUGAGCCUGUGGUUAUGC
Molecule: messenger RNA, 6024 nt
Organism: Elgaria multicarinata webbii
Lineage: Eukaryota; Metazoa; Chordata; Lepidosauria; Squamata; Anguidae
Gene: CUX1
Product: cut like homeobox 1
Exons: 24
Coding region: 191-4807 (1538 amino acids)
Biological process (GO): intra-Golgi vesicle-mediated transport; regulation of transcription by RNA polymerase II
Cellular component (GO): Golgi membrane; nucleus
Molecular function (GO): RNA polymerase II transcription regulatory region sequence-specific DNA binding; DNA-binding transcription factor activity, RNA polymerase II-specific
Source: RefSeq, a predicted model, not a curated record